This is a messenger RNA of Nannospalax galili (Upper Galilee mountains blind mole rat), 3896 nucleotides long. RefSeq names its product translocase of outer mitochondrial membrane 70 (gene Tomm70). Lineage: Eukaryota; Metazoa; Chordata; Mammalia; Rodentia; Spalacidae. The transcript is spliced from 12 exons. Bases 236 to 2059 code for a protein of 607 amino acids. Gene Ontology annotation, molecular function: protein binding. The record is from RefSeq and is a predicted model, not a curated record.
CUGACCCCGGAAAUGAUUCUCCCCCCACGCUCGGGAGGGGCGGGCACAGCCACAGGCUCGCCCGGCAUGCCCCGGGCUUCCGGUGACCUCUGGCCCUUCUCUGUCGUCCCCCGCAGCUGCCUGGCGUGGUCGGUGGCGCCUUGCUUUCCUCCUAGUUCCCGGCUUCCUUCCCCCGCUGCCCCGGUGACCGUGGCGCCCGCGACCCGUGGGGCGGCGGUGGCAGAGGACUGUCAGCAUGGCCGCCUCUAAGCCCGUGGAAGUGGCGGCGGCUGUGCCCGGCUCCGGGAGUGGAGUGGGCGGCGGCGGGACUGCAGGCCCUGGCACAGGAGCGGGGACCCUGCCGCGAUGGCAGGUGGCGCUGGCCGUCGGGGCGCCACUGUUGCUAGGCGCCGGGGCCAUGUACCUGUGGAGCCGGCGGCGGAGGCGCCGGGAGGCGGGAGGCCGGGGCGACUCCAGCGGCCUGAAGCGCAACAGCGAGCGGAAGACCCCUGAGGGCAGGGCCAGCCCGGCCCUGGGCAGUGGCCUCCCCGACGGUUCUGGUGCCCCCCUGGAAAUGAACUCUCUUGAUAGAGCCCAAGCAGCCAAAAACAAAGGCAAUAAAUAUUUUAAAGCAGGAAAAUAUGAGCAAGCUAUUCAGUGUUAUACUGAGGCUAUUAGUCUGUGUCCUACUGAGAAGAAUGUUGACCUUUCUACGUUUUAUCAAAACAGAGCUGCUGCCUUUGAACAGUUGCAAAAAUGGAAGGAGGUGGCACAAGAUUGUACAAAGGCUGUUGAACUCAAUCCCAAAUAUGUGAAAGCUCUCUUUAGACGUGCAAAAGCUCAUGAGAAGCUAGACAAUAAGAAGGAAUGUUUAGAAGAUGUCACUGCUGUGUGUAUAUUAGAAGGCUUCCAAAAUCAGCAGAGCAUGCUAUUAGCUGAUAAAGUUCUUAAGCUUCUUGGAAAAGAGAAAGCCAAAGAAAAAUACAAGAAUCGUGAACCUCUGAUGCCAUCUCCACAGUUUAUUAAAUCUUACUUCAGCUCUUUUACGGAUGAUAUAAUUUCUCAGCCCAUGCUUAAAGGAGAGAAGUCUGACGAAGAUAAAGACAAGGAAGGAGAAGCUUUAGAAGUAAAAGAAAGUACUGGAUAUUUAAAAGCCAAACAGUAUAUGGAAGAAGAAAAUUAUGAUAAAAUCAUAAGUGAAUGCUCAAAGGAAAUAGAUUCUCAAAGUAAAUAUAUGGCCGAAGCAUUACUUCUACGAGCUACCUUCUACCUGCUUAUUGGCAAUGCCAACGCAGCCAAACCUGACUUAGAUAAGGUCAUCAGUUUGAAAGAGGCUAAUGUGAAGCUUCGAGCAAAUGCCCUUAUCAAAAGAGGCAGCAUGUACAUGCAGCAGCAGCAGCCUUUGCUGUCUACUCAGGAUUUCAACAUGGCCGCUGACAUCGAUCCACAAAAUGCAGAUGUUUACCACCACAGAGGACAGCUGAAGAUUCUGCUUGAUCUAAUUGGAGAAGCAGUGGCAGAUUUUGAUGAAUGUAUUAGAUUAAGACCUGAGUCUGCUCUGGCACAAGCUCAGAAAUGUUUUGCAUUGUAUCGCCAGGCAUAUACAGGAAACAAUUCUUCACAAAUCCAGGCAGCUAUGAAGGGUUUUGAAGAGGUCAUAAAGAAAUUUCCAAGAUGUGCUGAAGGCUAUGCACUCUAUGCUCAAGCAUUAACAGAUCAACAACAAUUUGGUAAAGCUGAUGAAAUGUAUGAUAAAUGUAUUGAUUUGGAACCAGAUAAUGCCACAACUUAUGUUCAUAAAGGUUUACUUCAACUUCAGUGGAAACAAGAUUUGGAUAAAGGUUUGGAGCUUAUCAGCAAAGCUAUUGAAAUUGACAAUAAAUGUGAUUUUGCAUACGAAACCAUGGGAACUAUUGAAGUGCAAAGAGGAAACAUGGAGAAAGCCAUUGACAUGUUCAACAAAGCUAUUAACCUGGCCAAAUCAGAAAUGGAGAUGGCUCAUCUGUAUUCACUUUGUGAUGCUGCCCAUGCCCAGACAGAAGUUGCAAAGAAGUACGGAUUAAAACCACCAACAUUAUAAAAAAAGGGGAAAGCAGACUGACUUUUUUAAAAAGAAGUUUACCCCCUCUUCAGCUGAACCCUGAAGACACUGUCAUGAACUGUGUUGAAUGGUGGAACUUAGUUUUCCCUUUGUGAUGUUGUCAUUCAUUACAUCUGUUUCAUGUUUAGGUGUUGUGGGUGUGGCUGCUGGAGGAAGUUUGAGUCUUGUAGCUUUUAUUCCCUGUGCAACAAAAGCUUCGAACCUGUUAAAGGGAUAUUAAAAUAAAGUUGUAGAGGACAAACAAUAAUUGGCCAUGCAAAUAAAAACUUUGAUUUGUUGAUUUUUUUUAUAUGGGGGUGGGGAUUGUGUUCUGAAAGAUUUUGUUUUUAUAGAUGUUUGUAUAAUAUGAGUGUUUUAUAGUAUGUUGGUCUUUAGCAUUAGUAAGUGCUGUAAAAUAGACUUCUUUUAUAUUCAAUUAACCCUUUUUAAUUUUUUGGAAGAUGAAAAACUUAAAUGUGGAGCACACUAAAAUUGAGACCCUUUAAGCUGUUGUCCGCAUGCACAGUGCCUCUGAUUCUGUAGAAUGUUAGUAAAUUAUGCAGAAGCAAAAUAAUUCUGAUUGAUAUUUGUGCAGGAAGAUUGUUAAUGAGGGACUGAAACCAGAAAAGAGGUAAGAUGAAAGAUAAGUGUGUUUGUAAUUGCCCAUGUCUCUUCCAUAGUAAGUACUAUUUAAUAGUAUACUUUUUAAAGAUAAUUGGUUUAUGUGUAUAACCCCACGUAAAGAUGGAAUAAGUGUGAUGAUAUAUAGGAAUAUUUAAUUAGUUUAAAUUUUCUAGUAAUAAGGUAUGGCUAAUGGUUCAAAAAGGAUAUAAAUCCUGUAGCCAGAGCAUCUAUUUUUUUGAGAUGACAAGUUUAGUGCUUUAGCUAUGGCUAUAUGCGCUUAAGGAAUUUUAAGCCAGUAUUUUCAAAGAUUCCCAAUAGUACAUUGAAUACUUUUUGUAAUGAGGUAACCCUGACCUCGAAGGACUAAUGGCCCAUGUCCACGUCUUCACUAGGGAUACUGACAGCUGACUAUAGUUGUGUUCUUUUGGUUUUUAUCUGUACCUCAUUUUUGUGAAUCAAUUAAGGUGUGUUUCCAUUUGUCACUUUCACAGACUAUUUUUUGCUUAUUUAUAUGCUGGAUUCUUCUGGUGGGGGAAGGACUGUGUUCUUAAUGAGUGUUUCUAAGCUAAGAUCCAGGACAGGAAGGGGUUUAUUUAAAUGAAAUAAUAAAAGAGGGAGUCUUCUGUUAACACUUUUACGGACACGAAGUCUAACUAUAGUUUACAUUGUUGAGAGUAAAGGAACAUUUUACACUCUUUUUAAAGGGUGCUUUAUCCCAUUGAAAACCAAAAAGAUUUUGUCAUAAAUGCUGUCCUUUUAGAAACUACUAGAAAUGACUCCUCUUACAAAGUUAGUCUUUGGACAAUAUUGAGAAAGCCUCAGACUGAUUUUUAAUAGGAGCAGUUAGCAUAAUUUAAGGUAACUGGGAUAAUGGAAAGUUGGAGAUCUCUUCAUUUUGUUCUCAAUCUCCUACUAUGAUAACCCUUAAAUACAGAAAUGUUCUACAUCUCUAAGUGUGACCUCUUGCUUUAAAACCAAGUUUUUAUUUGCAUGGCUGUAUUUACAUUAAUACCAACAUUUUCUUCUACUCUCUCCCUUCCUCUUGGGGAGGAAAAAGCUGACGCAUGUGCCAUUCAGUACUGUCAUUCCAAAUUCUCACAGCCUUUUGCCUAUUGUGAACAUAUUUGAAACUGCACUGAAAGCUGCAUCUGUCUGUAUCUUUUCUUUUGUAAAUGACCUCACAUGUAAAUUCACGAAUAAAUACUACAUUCAA